AUGGAUGCUCACCUGUACGCAUUUGAAGGAAUUCCCGAACAUGAAGUUGGAGAGCUUUACGUUAAUCCUCGCGAUGCUGGUCACUUUUUGCACGUUAUGCGUAAAGAGGUUCUCAAAUCCCCACAUGGUUAUGGUUACAUUCGGAAGAACGGAGAUCCAGUAGGAGGACUGACGAAUUGGCGAAUUGAUCAUAUCCUUCCGGAACCAUGGUUCGAGUACUAUUACAAAGAACUUUAUUAUGAUGCCAUGAGAUCGAUGGAAACGUCGCUGGAUCCUCACUCGGAUUCGUAUGAUCCUGAAUAUCUCCAUCAUCAUCAUUGA
Messenger RNA from Cooperia oncophora, 321 nucleotides. The record is from the annotation of a GenBank genome assembly. NCBI's taxonomy places the organism in Eukaryota, Metazoa, Nematoda, Chromadorea, Rhabditida, Trichostrongylidae.